CUCCCAACAAAAUGAGAUCGACGCCGCGGUGUGCCCCCUUCCCCAACCCAAACCCUAACCCCGAUGCUUCCCCUCCCCCGUCGUCGCCGAUGACCCCUCGCGCGCCGUCGAUGCGCCACCACCCGCCGCACCUCUACCUCGCCGAGGUCGUCGCCUCCUGGCACCCCUUCCACAAGAAGCCCUGCCUCUCCGACCGAUCCACCGCUCCCCCCUCCGCCCACUUCGCCGACGCCCCGGAGACCCAGACCCAGACCCCGACACCUCCCCUCUCCGCCAGCGGCGGCGGCGGCGGCGGGUCGUUCCGGUGGCUCGGGCCACGCAAGCGCCGCCGCCGCGGCGCGGGGUCGCGGUCGGUGUCCGGCCGCAGCAGCGACCGCCGUAGAUCCGGCACCUGCUCCGACUUCCACGUCACGUGCGGCGCCGGUGGCGGCGGCGCCACCGACUCCAGCGGCGAGAUGUGGGCCUCGGACGUCGGGGAGGUGCGGAUGAGGGACGUCCCCAUGGCGACGGAGUUCGGCCCCGCCGCGCCCGUUGGUGGGGCUGGAUCGGGGUCUGGUGGGACGGGCGCCGCAGCGGAGGUGGCUGCGGCGGAUUCCGGCUAUGGUAGCGAGCCGGGAUACCGGGGAGAUGUGGAGCUUGGGUACGGGGAUGAGAUCGACGAGGAGGAAGAGGACGGAAGGCAGCAGCUGUUCUUCUGGGGCGAGGAAAUCGGAGAUUGUAUAGCAGAUAUGAAUAAGAUGGGGAUUGUUGGUGACAAUAAUUUUGGGGAGCAGAAGAGCCAUCACCGUUGUAGGCGCAAGAAGCAUGAUGUGAGGAUGCUGGAUCCUUGAGGCAAAAACUUGAAACUUUUUGGUAAAAUAUGAAAUAUCUACAUGACCUAUAUAUACCACCGCAGUUCUGAGGAAUCAAUUUCCUUGCUUCUUUUGUGCAGCUUGUGCUGAUGUGUGGUCAAACUAAUUACUGAUGUAUCAAUGUAUGUAUAGUUGAUUUGUUGUUCCGGGGCAAUCAGUAGUUGUGUGAGCAUGUUUUCGAGAAUUCUGUAUGUGCAUGUAUGAUCUAUGCUGUGCCAGCAGUUGAAUUUCCUGGUAUCACUUGCUGCUAUUUGACUGCUGAACUACUGAUUCGUUCGUUAGGGCGUUCGAUUGGGCACAAGUUAUGCUUAAAAUUGAUAAUGGUGUAUUUUGGCA
Molecule: messenger RNA, 1187 nt
Organism: Oryza sativa Japonica Group (Japanese rice)
Lineage: Eukaryota; Viridiplantae; Streptophyta; Magnoliopsida; Poales; Poaceae
Source: RefSeq, a predicted model, not a curated record